AUGGUUGGUACGAACUCCGGAGGUGCUAGUGGCGAGAUGGAUAGAAGUAGAGAGGCUGGAGAUCAAGGGGGAGUUGCUGGUGGAGGAGUGGGGACUCACCAACAAGCCAACCCUACGCUACCUACUUCUUCUACACCAUCUCCUACUACCGUGGAUCCUGUGAAAGCUUUCUCUAUUGAGAAAUUCAUGGGGGAGGACUACGAGCACUGGAGUUUUCGCAUGAGGCUGAUGUAUACCCAAUACAAGCUAUUGGAUUUGGUGGAGGGAAAGGAGAAGAUGCCGGAGGCCGUGGAGCUGAAAGGAGCUUGGAUGAAGCGAUCGUUCGACGCGUACAUGCUCAUGGUGCAAGCGGUGGGCGGACGGCAACUUGACCACAUCAAGGACCUCUUGGCAAUCAACCUCAACUCCCAACAACCCCUAUGGAGCGUGGAUUACAUUCGCGCGCGCAUCCUAGAGGAGGACUUGCGGCGGCGGAGUGUGGAGCGCUCGGAGGAGGGGGCUGGCUAUGGAGUUGGAGGUGGAAAGAGUGGCUUCAAGAAGAAGUGGAAGGGCAAGAACAAGGAUAACCCUAAGGAGGAUGGCGGCGGGGGUCUAGGGGAGGUGUGCUUCUACUGCAAGAAGCGCGGACAUCGUUGGCGGAAGUGCUACCAACGACCCAAGGAUUGGACCCCGCCUUCAUCAAGCAACCAGCGUGGUGGCACAAGGAGUGGGGGAGUAAUGGGAGCUAGUGGAGAGGAGAAGGAUGAGGAGAAAGGCGGCAAAUUUGAGGAGCGGAAGGCCGGGUUUUUCUUCUUCGUGAACGAAGGCGCAACCGACCACGCUAUGGCUGCCAAGCUGCACCUUGAGGAUCUCCCUGGGUCAGAGCUGACCAGUGAUCACAGUGGCGGUGGUGAGCAGCAAGGCGCUGGUCCUGCUGCGGAGGAGGGGUUGGAGGAUGAGUCGGCACGUGUGGACUCACCUUCUCAGCCCGAGCCUGGUGCAAACGCCAAGGUCACCAAGAGGAGUGUGCAGAAAGGAGCUUCACCACAUGGGCAGCAGAUUGCAACCCGUGAGAAGAGAGUGGCAGCAGCACCCUCAAGGCUGAAUCCGUUAGUCUGA
Closterium sp. NIES-65 is the source of this 1098-nucleotide messenger RNA. The record is from the annotation of a GenBank genome assembly. Lineage: Eukaryota; Viridiplantae; Streptophyta; Zygnematophyceae; Desmidiales; Closteriaceae.